GCGACUCAACCUUCUCAGUUGCCUUUAAUCACGAACUGUAUAAUUCCCGCUCAACCAUCAAAAAUGUCUACCUCAAACCAACAACCAAGUACAGCGCUUUUAUUAAUCGACAUCCAAGAUGGCUUCACACAUCCAACUCACUGGGGACCCUCCCGCAGCAAUCCUUCAUUCGAAGCGAAUAUCAAAUCUCUUCUCCCUAUUUAUCGCGAGCUUAUAUCCUCCACAACCUCCCGAACCCAAACUUCACCCCACAAAAUCAUUCAUGUCGCCCACGCCUCGAAAUCGGCGCAAUCUACCCUCCACCCCUCAAAGCCGGGAUUCGCCUUCCAAUCCUUCGCCACCCCUUUGCCUGACGAACUCGUGAUAGCGAAGAACGUGAACUCCGCAUUCAUAGGCACGGAUUUGGAAAACUUGUUAAGACAGCAUUUCGACGGGGCACCAGGAACGCUUUGGGUAGUAGGGUUGACAACAGAUCACUGUGUGAGCACAUCGGUGAGGAUGGCCGGGAACCUAGGAGUUUGUGAUGGUCUAAAUGGUGAGAAGGGAGAUGUCAUUUUGGUGGAAAAUGCUACAGCUUGUUGGAAGAAGAGUGAGGAUACUCUAUUUGAUGCGGAAAUGAUUCACGCAGUGCAUGUAGAUAGUUUGAAAGAGUUCGCUAACAUUGCGAAGACUGGGGAGGUUGAAAAAUUGUGGAAGGAGUGGAUUUCCGAUGCUAAUCAAAGAAGUUGAAUGAAGGGUGACGAUAUGAGGAGGACCACAUUUCUCUCUGAUUGUCUGUGACUGUGUUGGUGGUUCAGUUUGUCUUACGUAGCGUGUUUCCUAGAGGUAGCGAAUGGAAAAGGGGGGAGAUCGAAGCACGUGAAGCGGGUAAUGGUUCCCCGAACGAUAUUACACGAUCAUGAAAAGAAGUUGGGUGCGAAUUUCUCUCAACUGUAUUUACGUAUUUAAUCAUAGCUCCUAUAACGAAUGGCGAUAAAUUCAC
This is a messenger RNA of Hyaloscypha bicolor E, 982 nucleotides long. RefSeq names its product Isochorismatase hydrolase. Bases 64 to 729 code for a protein of 221 amino acids. NCBI's taxonomy places the organism in Eukaryota, Fungi, Ascomycota, Leotiomycetes, Helotiales, Hyaloscyphaceae. The transcript has a single exon. The record is from RefSeq and is a predicted model, not a curated record.